AAACGCAAAGUAUUCAUUCUACUGUUAGUAAAAGCAAAAGAUCUAAAAGACCUGAAGCAACCACUGUUAAUAUAAGUUCUGAAGUAACCACUGUGACCACUAUUAAUGAAGAUCCUGAAACAACUGUUACUAGUAAAAAACAUAAAAGAAAUGAUUUACAAUCAUAG
Molecule: messenger RNA, 167 nt
Organism: Cetraspora pellucida
Lineage: Eukaryota; Fungi; Glomeromycota; Glomeromycetes; Diversisporales; Gigasporaceae
Source: the annotation of a GenBank genome assembly